AUGAACCCAGAAGGCCAGACCAGCAAUCCAAAUUCCCAAUCUGUCAGUGCUGGAUCUGUAAGUAGAGUGUAUAAAAUUAUUACAACUUGGGGCUUUUUGGAUGAAGGUUUCCCCAUGUGGACUCAGAUUUUCCAGACAACAAAGAUACCUUAUUUCAUUUUAUAUCCACUAAUGAUGGUAUAUUUUGUUCAAGUACUUGGGGCAUCAAUUUGGCCAUGGAACCCAUACUGGCAGCAAGAUGUAAAUUUUCAUUUUUCAAAAUGGCAGCGGCAAAUUCUAUACUAUCGUCGUGUUCCUAUAGUUUUUAAUGAUUAUUUGUUAGUUACUGGCAUUUUUGGGAUAUUAAAUCUUUUAUCAGUUGCAAUGAUCCGUUCACAAAUCAAUUAUUUCAAAUUUAACCGUAAAUUCAUACUUUGGCUUAAUUUUCCUAUGAGAUUAUACUUUGAGGCAAUCGUACUUCUGUUCAUGUUACCAAAUGUUGUUGUCUUAGGAGAAACAUUCCUUUUACUUGCAAAAGGAAACAAAAAUGUAUCAGUGAUAAUUUCUUUCGUACUAGCAUUAGGUAAUGAAAUAUAUAUUUUAUACUUUUACAUCGUAAUUCAACAUUUUAACGCAAUGUCACUUUUCAUUAAUGUUUCACCACUAUUAAACUUUAACCCAACCUUUAUGCAAACAGUUACUUUAUCAUCGCAUUGCACAGUACUUUCAUAUUUCCUUUUUAGCCUCUUUGAGAAUUGGUCAUUUUUUGUCACAGUAAUUUUUUGCCUUGGAUGCUGUUCAUUCAUCGCGUACAACUUGAUCAAUUACCUAUAUAUUGUUGACAUUAUCAUUAUGUCUUCUCUCAUGGGUUUUGCUUUUGGUUGCACUGCAGGAAAUAUCAUGAGUGUUAUUUGUUAUUUUCAGCCAAAUUUGAGUUAUUUAAUGCCUCCUUUAAUUACUAUUGGUUUCUUUAUGCUUGGCUUUGUUAUUUCUUACAUUUAUUUUGUAAUAAGGACAAAUCAAAUAGUUUCAAAACUAAAUGUCGUUUUCGCAAAUCAGGAACAAUAUUUUGAUUAUUAUGAUUCAAUAGGACUAGAGGAUGAUGAAGAUAAAGCUCAAACAUACCUUAGAAUAGGAUUCCAACAAUGCUGCCCAUGUUUUUAUAAUUUAACAUUGUUAAAUUAUAUUCAUGAAAGAUUUUCCAGUGAAAAAUCAAAUGAAUUAUGUGUUUUGUUUUCAGCAUUCUUUCCAAAAGAACACCGACUACAAAACAAAUUUGAAAAGAAAUUAUUGAAAAGAAGGAAACUUAACUUCAUUUCAAGAUUCUUAAUUUUCCAACUGGAAUCAAUCAAAACACAAAGACAGUUCACAGAUAAUAUGAUAAUGAGAAAUAAAUUGAUGGAAAUGAAAAACUUGACAGGACAAUGUGAAUCACAAUCAAGAUUAGGUUUGGAUGGCAAUACCAUAAACCAAAGCUACUUAGAAACUUUGGCUACUAUGGCUAGUAAGACAAGGAAUUUAUGGAAAGAAGCGCUUCUUAAUUUCCCAAAUUCAAUUAAAAUGUGUGAUGAAUACUUCAGGUAUUUAGUUGAAGUUGAAUGCGAUUUUCCCGAAGCAAUCAAAAUAAAACACAAAGCUCAAUUGAUUGAAUCAGGGCAGUCUUAUUCUUCUGAUCAUUGCUUUAAAUCAUUUGUCCAAGCUUUUCCGAAAUAUUUGACCGAUAAAAUCAUAGAUUUUGAUGGGAAAAUCAUUGCAGGCAACUUUACAGAUAAAAAUUCACAAAAUUAUAAUAGUUUUCAAGAAAAUGUAAAUUCUGCUACAAUUCAUACAAAUUCAUCAAAUCAUGCAAAGAUAAAAAGCAAAAACGAUACUGAUGAUGUUGAAUUAGAGAACGAAAUUGAAGAAGCAAUUGGAAAAUCGACAAUAAAAUUUGCAAAAGAAAGAUUGAGUUUGCACAGAAUGCUACAGCACAAAAUAACUAUGCCAAUAAAGAUGAUCAAAUUUGUUGCAUUUGGUGUGAUAUUUUAUAUACUAUUUCUAACGAAUGCAGCUACAUUUUUAGCUAGAAAUACUGUAACAAACCAUAUUGAAAACAUGAAAGAAUUGAACUUUAUUGCAAAGGCAAGAUUCUACAUCGCUUUAUCAAGUGUUUGUAUUAUGACACAGUUUUUCAACCAAACAGGUUUCUUCAAGAACUACACACAGAAACUCCAAGUAUAUAUAAAUACAACUUCGGUUGAGUUGAAUCCUUUCAUUGAUUUCAUUCAUGGAGAUUUGCCAAUGGAUCUCCUCAAUUUCUCCAAACUUUCAAAUUCAUAUUUUUCAGAUCUUAUGCAAUAUUUAUCAGAACAAGCGCAUAACAGAAGAAAUGUAUACAAAUACAUUAGAAAUUUAUUGUCACAGAAUGUCCCAAUAAGGACCUACUACAACAGAUGCAUAAACUUCACUGUUUCCAAUGGAUCCUUGACUAACUUAUAUUCAUUGAUGUUCACAAUUCAUAGAACUUUGAGUAGUUAUAAGAAUUUCCUUGUAAUCAGUCAAGACAAUGAUACUUGUGAUUUGGCGAAUAAUUAUGUAUAUUUCUAUCAAGGAACUGCGAAAGUUUACCUAGAUAUAGCAGAAUCUGUUAGAGAAGAUUCGGAAAAGAUCAAAAAGGCUUUCCUAUAUUAUUCCUAUUCAGCUCCAAUUAUUACAUUUUUCAUUGUGUUUUUACCCAUUUGUACAAUACACUUUUUGACAUUGAAAGAUGAAAAGAAGAUCAAAAGAAUUGUUCAAUCGAUAGAUCAACAAGCAAGAAAUGAAAGUAAAGAAGAUCUUAGAAUUCAUUCUUCCAAUGACGAAGUUUUGAUCACGGAAACAACAGCAAAAAGUGGUGGAAGAGUUUACUUGAUUUUACUCCAAGCUGGGUGGGCAAUCUAUUAUUUAAUGAUUGUUUUAAUUGCAUGCUUUAUUGUUUUGCAUAUUACCGAUGAUUUGGACAAAUUGAACGACUGGAAUCAAUUUUCUGCAAGUCGUUUAAGUCUCAGUGCCGAAUCAUUAAAUGCAAUGAUGAAUGUUUUGAUAAUUAAAGAAAUCCCAACUGCAUACAAAGAUGAAGAUAAAAUGAAGUUUUAUCAACUCGCCAUGCUAUUUAUACUUAAACUCAAGGAGGCUGAAACAAAUUUGAUAAGUGGAACAAAUAGAUCUAAAUUAUGUCAAGGAUUUGAUAAAAAAUUGGAUGAGCUGAAUAUAAUUGAUGCAAAGAUGAAUAAGAAUGCAUCUUCUCCACAUGAGUAUUAUCAGUACGCAGCUAUUCAUCAGCAAUUGGACAUUUACCAGUCAUACGCAAAAAUAAUAUUAGAAGAUGUAAUGAUGACAAAUGGAACAUAUUCACAAGAAGAUGGAGCAAAUUUCCUGUUCAUUGGAAACUACUUUUUGUUUAGGAAUUGCUAUUUGGCAAGUAACAGAAUCAUUGAAUUGAUGGACCAUAAGAUUGUUGAAUGGAAGAGCUAUUUUGGUAUUUUGGCUGUUUUAGUUUUUGCCGGAAUUCUUGCUUAUAUCAUGAGUUCCAUCACAUAUUACAACAACCGAUUCAAUUCGUACAAAGCUGCACUCUUCAUUAUCAAAAGAAUCAAUCCUUAUACUCUCUUGAACAAUAUCUAUUUCAAUCAAUUUUUCCUGAAAAAUGAUGAAGAAUUUGAUACUAUUAAUGGCCAGAAAAUGUCUUUGGAACAGCUAAUUAUUACAAAUGCAAAUGAUUCCAUCAUAUGUACAAACAUUUAUGGAGUUGUUGAACAAGUAAAUCAGGCAGUGACUAAUUUACUCGGCUUCACCAGAGAACAAAUUCUCGGCCAAGUUGUGACAUCUUUAUUCAGUUCUGAUUGCAUUGAAAAGAUCGGAAUGAAACUGGAUCAGAUGAAGAAUCACCAGACAUCAUCAUUUUUGUACGAAGAUGAUUAUGUUGUGGUUAAUAAUGCAUCGAAAUCUCUGAACGUAAAAUGUUCAAUUAUCGGAAUGAAAAAUUCGUAUAAUGACAACUUGAAUUCAUUUGUUUUCAUUCUAAAAGACACAACUAAACUAGAGGAGCAAAAGAGACAAGCAGAAAAUGAAAAGAUGAAAUCUGAGAACUUAUUAUAUCAGAUUUUACCAAGAGAUAUUGUACUCCAAAUCAAUAAAAACAUCAAAGAGAUAUCAUUCAAUGUCAAUAGUGCAACAAUUUGCUUCAUUGAUAUCAAUAAAUUCUCCGAAUAUACAACAAACUUGACGCCAAACAACAUUAUGAGCAAUUUGUCUUAUUACUUUUCAGUUCUUGACCAAACUCUAAAAGAAUAUCCAUUAUUGAUCAAAAUUAAAUUAAUUGGCGACAUUUACAUGGCAGCAGGUGGUAUUUUCAAUAAUGAUGUAGGUCCUGAAGUUCAUGCAGAGCAAAUGAUUUUGUUCUGCUUCGAUGUUUUGUACCAUUUAGAAGAAAUUAAUAAGAAAUUAGAUUCAAAUUUGCAAAUAAGAAUAGGAAUCAACACUGGAGGACCACUGAUUGCAGGCGUCUUAGGAACAGAUAAGCCGUUAUUCGAUAUCAUUGGUGACCCAAUUAACGUUGCUGCUAGGUUGCAGUCGACAUCUGACGUAAAUAAAGUCCAUAUCAGCGGGGACACAUUUGAACUAGUGAAAGGGCUUAAUUAUGAUAUUACAAAACGUGGUGAAACAUUCCUCAAAGGAAAAGGAAAACAAAUAACUUAUUACAUUUCACCACCUUCCCAUAAACGGAACUCUUCUGAGCUUCAAAAUCAGCAAAGCCAAACUAAUCAAUAG
Messenger RNA from Trichomonas vaginalis G3, 4767 nucleotides. RefSeq names its product guanylate cyclase protein. The transcript has a single exon. Gene Ontology annotation, molecular function: adenylate cyclase activity. The coding region runs from base 1 to 4767 and encodes 1588 amino acids. Gene Ontology annotation, biological process: cyclic nucleotide biosynthetic process; adenylate cyclase-activating G protein-coupled receptor signaling pathway; intracellular signal transduction. Lineage: Eukaryota; Parabasalia; Trichomonadida; Trichomonadidae. The record is from RefSeq and is a predicted model, not a curated record.